Arctia plantaginis is the source of this 2625-nucleotide messenger RNA. The record is from the annotation of a GenBank genome assembly. Lineage: Eukaryota; Metazoa; Arthropoda; Insecta; Lepidoptera; Erebidae.
AUGAGUUCUCCAGCACCUGACACCCCAUCAGAGCGAGAUGGAGCUCGAUCACGUAUGACUUCACCAGCCCGAGAUUAUGAAAUGUUUGAAGAUGAAAGUGCCAUUCUCGGUGACAACCCCGAAGAAGAGGAAGAUGAUGGAGAAGAGCUGUUCAAUGAUAAUAUGGAGGCGGAUUACCGUCCAAUGCCGGCAUUGGAUCGUUAUGAUGCCGAGGACCUAGAUGACGAGAACUAUGACGCAAUGUCAAUCCAGGACCGUGUGGCAGCUGAACAAGAGCUACGGAGACGUGACAGAGAAGAAGGCAGGAUCAGGAGAGAUGACCGAGAUUUGUUAUAUGAUGAAUCCGAUGAAGAGAGCACAGGUGCCCCUCGAGCCAAACGGCGCCGCGCUGCAGAGAAAGCCGCUAUGGGUACAGAGGAACAAGUGGAGGAAGGUAUUGAGAGCAUAGAGAACUUAGAGGACACUAAAGGAUACACAACCAAGGAAUGGGUAUCCAUGUUGGGACCUAGGACUGAGAUUGCAAAUAGGUUCAAAAAUUUCCUCCGCACGUAUACAAAUAGCAAAGGCCAGUUCGUAUACAAAGAGCGCAUUCGUCGUAUGUGUGAACACAAUCAAGCUUCUUUCCACGUGGAAUUCGACGUGUUGGCGCGACGUGAACAAGUCCUCGCUUACUUCUUACCCGAAGCGCCUUUCCAAAUGUUACAAAUAUUCGAUGAGGUCGCAAAAGACAUAGUCCUUCAAAUCUUUCCUAGUUACGAGCGAGUAACUUCGGAAAUUCACGUCCGCAUUUCCGAUCUGCCUCUAAUAGAGGAAUUAAGAACAUUCCGGAAGCUCCACCUGAACCAGUUAGUGAGGACUGUUGGCGUUAUAACUGCAACAACUGGGGUCUUACCGCAGUUGUCGGUGGUCAAAUACGACUGUAACAGGUGUGGGUACAUACUGGGACCGUUUGUUCAGUCCCAGAAUUCUGAGGUCAAACCUGCAGGCCGCAUCCCUCGCUCCAAGGAGUGUAUACUGUUAGCAGAUCUUUGUGAUAGAUGUAAACCUGGAGAUGAGGUGGACCUGACUGGAAUCUACACAAAUAACUAUGAUGGUUCAUUAAAUACAGAGCAGGGAUUCCCUGUGUUUGCUACAGUAAUCAUCGCGAACUACAUAGUCGUAAAAGAUUGCAAGCAUAUUGUUGAGUCGUUAACAGACGAAGACAUAGCAUCUAUAGUGAAGCUGUCAAAGGACCCCAGGAUCGCAGAGAGGAUCGUACAGAGUAUAGCUCCCUCUAUAUAUGGAUAUGAUUAUAUUAAGAGAGGCUUGGCUUUAGCUUUGUUCGGAGGAGAGUCUAAAAAUCCAGGGGAAAAACACAAAGUUCGUGGUGACAUCAAUGUACUCAUUUGCGGUGACCCUGGAACAGCCAAGUCACAGUUCCUCAAAUACACUGAGAAGAUCGCACCCCGCGCAAUCUUCACAACAGGUCAAGGCGCGAGUGCUGUCGGUCUCACAGCCUAUGUACGAAAGAAUCCCACAACCAGAGAUUGGACCCUGGAAGCCGGCGCGUUGGUCCUCGCUGACCGAGGUGUGUGUCUCAUCGACGAGUUCGACAAGAUGAACGACCAAGACCGGACAUCCAUCCACGAGGCCAUGGAACAGCAGUCUAUAUCUAUAUCUAAAGCUGGUAUUGUCACUUCACUACACGCGAGAUGUUCAAUAAUCGCUGCAGCUAAUCCCAUCGGCGGUCGGUACGACGCUUCGCUCACGUUCACCGAGAACGUGAAUCUGUCGGAGCCCAUACUGUCUCGGUUCGAUGUUCUCUGCGUGGUGAGGGACGAGGCGGACCCUAUGCAGGAUGCACAUUUGGCCAAGUUUGUGGUAAGCUCACACAUUCGCCACCACCCCACACAGCGCGGGGCCACGUUAGAAGACAUCAAUGCUCCCGAUCCUGAGUUCGGUCUACCACAAGAUCUGCUCAAGAAAUACAUCGUAUAUUCGAGAGAAAAUGUUCAUCCGAAACUACAGAACAUGGAUCAAGAUAAGGUCGCAAAAAUGUACAGCCAGCUGCGACAAGAAUCACUCGCUACAGGAAGCUUGCCUAUAACUGUUAGACAUAUUGAAUCUGUGAUCCGCAUGAGCGAGGCGCACGCGCGCAUGCACCUGCGCGCGCAGGUCGCCGAGGAGGACGUCAACGUGGCCAUCCGCACCAUGCUCGAGAGCUUCGUCGACACGCAGAAGUACUCCGUCAUGCGCGCCAUGAGACAGACAUGCAGCUACAACGUGGCCAUCCGCACCAUGCUCGAGAGCUUCGUCGACACGCAGAAGUACUCCGUCAUGCGCGCCAUGAGACAGACAUUCCAAAAAUACCUAUCAUACAAGAAAGACCACAGCGAACUGCUCUAUUACAUUCUGCGCCAGCUGACGAUGGACCAGCUCGCCUACAUGCGCGGCUUGCACAACCACUCACAGUCUACCAUCGAAAUAUCUGAAAGGGACCUAACGGAGAGAGCGAGGCAGAUCAACAUUAACGACCUGAAACCGUUCUACGAGAGCCGGAUAUUUAAAAUGAACAGCUUCAGUUACGAUGCGAAGAGAAAAGUGAUUAUACACGAACUACCAGAAACGCCGACGGCGACUGCUUAA